AUGUCGGCUGGAGAUUUAAGAAUUCCCGGCGAAGGAAUUCUGAUAGGAGAUAAACUGUACUCUGCAGUGCUCCUUACGUUAGAGAACUGUAUUUUACCGUUGGAGCGAUUGCUUCGAAGUCCUUCGUCUGAACAUGGACUGCCUUCAGAUACGGAAGAGCAACUGCGGAUAAGAGGUUGCGAAAUGAUUCAGGCCGCAGGGAUACUGUUGAGACUUCCACAGGUUGCCAUGGCCACAGGACAGAUCCUUUUCCAGCGGUUCUUUUAUUGCAAGUCCUUUGUGAGACACUGUGCCGAAUCAGUUGCAAUGGCAUGCGUGCACCUGGCCUCGAAGAUCGAGGAGGAGCCGCGGAGAGUCCGAGAUGUGUUGAAUGUUUUCCACUAUCUAAAACACAGUGAAGGUGACAGGAAACCGGGCCCGAUGCCUUUGGACGCCAGCUAUAUUAACCUGAAGAGUCAGGUGAUUAAAGCCGAGAGGAGAGUACUGAAGGAACUUGGCUUCUGUGUGCAUGUCAAACAUCCCCACAAGAUCAUUGUCAUGUACCUCCAGGUGCUGGAGUGUGAGAAAAAUACAAAGCUUGUCCAAAUGUCCUGGAAUUACAUGAAUGAUAGCCUGAGAACCGAUGUGUUCUUGAGGUACAAAGCCGAAACUGUAGCUUGCGCCUGUAUCUACCUGUCAGCUCGAUCACUUCAGAUCCCACUUCCAGACCAACCACCCUGGUUUCUGUUAUUUGGGGCCACAGAGGAGGAGCUGAGGGACAUUUCUGGGCGUAUCCUGAGGCUUUACACCCUGCCCUCUGUCCCUCUCUCCACCCUGCUGCGGCAGGUGGAGGUGUGUCGUCAAGCACUGGAGGCUCAGAGUGCAAAAGCCAAACGGGGAGGAGGGUCGCUGCUGGCCGUCGGCACUCCCACCCUGGACCCUCCCUCUAGUUUCUCUCCUGGCUCCAAAGCUGCAUCACCUGCUGGCGCACAACAGAAUCGUGAGUCUACAGUAUCUGAAAUAGCCCUGAAAAACGUCUGUCGAAAGCUUGCAAACGGAGAACGGAGAAUUCGACUCAGUCGCAGCGAUGAGAGGAGGGAACCGGUGGGCAUGGGCCUGCGGCUCUACGUGUCCCCGGCACAAACAGCCUUCUAUAUCAUCUUCGUGAUGCUGGGCAUCAUUGGAAAUGCUGUGGUGGUUAGUGUGGUCGGGGAAGGAGUUAUAAGAGAGCCCGGAGGGGGCCGUAGUUCGGACAUGAUCCUGGUGAACAUGGCCUUUUCUAACCUGAUGGUAUCUGUGAUGAGGAAUUCUCUGCUGAUCAUCUCAGAUCUAGGAUUAGAGUUGUAUUCCUCCAAAGGUUGGUGCCAGUUUUUGAUGGGCGUCUGGGUGUGGCUCCGCUCAGUAAACGUGUGGUCUACUUUUUUCCUAAGCGCGUUCCACUUUCAGACAUUGAGACGCGUGGCCCCGCCCGUUGUGAAUUUGCAUGGCCCUCGUGGUCCACCAAGGUCACUGCUGGCAGGUUUUGCACUAAUUUGGAUUGUGAAUCUGAUGUACUCAAUCCCUGCAUUUAUCUUCUCCACCAGUGGAGAUCAAAACACCACAGAGACCUUAAUGCUUGUUAGCAGCACGACACGACCGUUGUUAGGAUGUAUCUGGAAUUUCGCUACCCCCAAUAGUGGUCUUAUCUAUGCCACCACUUCAAUGGUUAUCCAUGAGACGCUGCCAAUUCUCUUGAUGUGCAUCAGCAACAUGGGCUCCCUCCUCACACUGUACUCACACGCACGUUUGCGAAAACCUGAACACAUGAGUCAGGAUGCCCCCAUUAUCAGGAGAGUUCCAGCCGAAAGACGUGCUGCCAAGGUGAUUCUGGCUUUAGUCAUGCUGUUCAUCACUUCCUGGGGCACUAGUAUCAUUUCUGUAAAUUACUUCAAUUACAACCGUGGCUCCUCAACUGAGUUUCUGCUGGUCAUUUCGAGAUUUGCGAACAUUACCUUCAUUGCCUUGUCACCGAUUGUUUUGGCAGUAGGUCAUCGGCGGCUCCGCUCAGUCAUAAAGUCUGUCCUUUCACACUAACGACCCCUCUCUCUGACUCUUUUCCCAGCUGACUUUUCUUCUCAUCCCAGGUGAAUUUGUGAAUAAGCAUAAAACGAGAGCCAUUCCUUUAAGUG
Molecule: messenger RNA, 2147 nt
Organism: Chanos chanos (milkfish)
Lineage: Eukaryota; Metazoa; Chordata; Actinopteri; Gonorynchiformes; Chanidae
Product: cyclin-L2-like
Exons: 13
Coding region: 1-2052 (683 amino acids)
Biological process (GO): G protein-coupled receptor signaling pathway; regulation of transcription by RNA polymerase II
Cellular component (GO): membrane
Molecular function (GO): G protein-coupled receptor activity; cyclin-dependent protein serine/threonine kinase regulator activity
Source: RefSeq, a predicted model, not a curated record